Messenger RNA from Dentiscutata heterogama, 1344 nucleotides. Lineage: Eukaryota; Fungi; Glomeromycota; Glomeromycetes; Diversisporales; Gigasporaceae. The record is from the annotation of a GenBank genome assembly.
AUGACUUCCUCGUCAAUAAAAAAUCAAUUUGAAACCCUUCAUAAUGUCUAUCUUCAGGAUACGUGGUUACAACAACGUCUCCCUUACUCAGAAAACGCGAAUCUUGACAACCAAAGACUUUAUCAGACAAUUUAUAAUGAGUUCUUAGAUUCUGACUUGAAUAAAUCCAUGGAACCACAUCUUCCUCCAUUAAUUGAAGAUAAGCACAAAAUUAUCAUCGGUGAACAUCAGCCAAUUAUACUUCAAAUAGCCGAUAUAUUUGAAGUUGGAGUUUCUGCACAAUCACUUCUUGAUGUAGUAAAUAGCUACUUGUCAGGUUCUGUGAAACAGGGUCAUAAAUAUAACGAUUUAAGUGAUAGACAAUAUGAAUCGAUUCAAUUCCCACGGGGUAUGCUUAAGUUCCAAUUAACUGAUGGUUAUCAAUCAGUUGACGCUAUUGAAUACAAACCCCUUUCAAAUCUGAAUUUACUUACUCCAAUUGGAAUAAAGAUAUCAGUUAGUAAAGCUUUGAUUUUACGAGGUGUUUUACUUCUUGGACCUGAAAAUGUAACUGUUCUCGGAGGAUUUUCUAAUGAGCAUAGGUCGAUAAAUGCAAUUCGAAUUCGUUUGUUGAAGCAACUAGGUUUACCUGUCACAGAUUGUUCUCAAGAAAUUCAACCAAACCAAGAACCUGAGUCAACAAAUGAAAAUCAAAGAACACAAUCAAGUAUUAAUCCUAUUGAUUUAGUUACCUCGAGAAACACUAGUACUCAUUCUUUAUCAUCCCAAAAUGAACCAUUUGUAAGUUUAAGUAAUGCAACAAUAACAGAAUCUCAAUCGGAGUCUCAAUCAAUACAAAAUAUUUUAUUCCAAGACAGCGUAAGGGAAAUGUUUGUGGAUGAUGUUGAUCUAUUUAAUGAAAAUGUGGUUUGGUCAAAUGAUUCUUUUAUCAUCACGUCUGAUACGACACCUGAUGUCAACAAUGAAUUAAAUCCAAUCAUAAUAGAUGAUACACAAGAUUUCUCAAAACCUUUUGUUAUGGAUGAAUUUUAUGAGGAUACAUAUCCGGAAAUAGAUCAUCAUUCUUUUCGACAAGAGGAGGAAGAUACUAUGUGCGUAAACAAAAAAUUGGAUGAAAUUUCUCCAUAUUACAACAUGCAGCAAAAUAAACAGGAAGAUCAGAUAUUGGCGACUUCUAUAGAGGAAACACGAUUUACACUGCACUCACCCACUAGUUCACCUCCAAUUCUAUCUUGCGACAUUUCACCUACCGAAAAAACUUCAUAUUUGUCAAUACUGUCACAAGACACGGAUGAGCUGCCUUCUGAAGACGAAGCUAUUGCAAGCUUUAACAAUAAAACAUAA